Molecule: messenger RNA, 2058 nt
Organism: Melozone crissalis (California towhee)
Lineage: Eukaryota; Metazoa; Chordata; Aves; Passeriformes; Passerellidae
Gene: WDR12
Product: WD repeat domain 12
Exons: 15
Coding region: 1-2031 (676 amino acids)
Biological process (GO): ribosome biogenesis; maturation of LSU-rRNA from tricistronic rRNA transcript (SSU-rRNA, 5.8S rRNA, LSU-rRNA); maturation of 5.8S rRNA from tricistronic rRNA transcript (SSU-rRNA, 5.8S rRNA, LSU-rRNA)
Cellular component (GO): preribosome, large subunit precursor; PeBoW complex
Molecular function (GO): protein binding
Source: RefSeq, a predicted model, not a curated record
AUGGCCAUUGUUGUCCCAGGUUCACCUCUACAAAGACAGCAAGCAGCCACAGAAACUGCUACCACAGGCAAACAUGAUAACCACAUGAGCACUAGAAACACAACCCGAGUGACUCCGAGCAAAGACCACCGCUCCAGCGACCCCGGGCGGCACACGGGGCACUGCCCGGCCCGGGCACAGCCCGGCACAGCCGGGACACAGCAGGGGCACAGCCCGGCACAGCGCGGGCAAAGCCCGGACACAGCCCGGCACAGUCCGGACACAGCCCGGCACACCCGGACACAGACCGGCACAGCCCAGGCACAGCCCGGGGCGGCCGCCCUCAGGAGCGGCCCCAGGAACCGCUCCCGCACCUGCGAGGGACCCCGGAACGCGCCCCAGCCCCGAGGAGCGCGGAGGGCGCCUCAGCCCGCACCCGUCGCACCCCUCGGCACCACAGCCCCGCGGCGGGGGCGGCGGGAAGCACCGGCCGGGGCCCCGUCGCGGCGGCCCGGGGGGAGAUGCCGGAGCCGCGUUACUCCACCUGGGCUCGGCUCCCGCAGCCCCGCCGCCAUGCGCGCCUCCGCUCCGCGCACGCGCGCCCGCCCUCAGCGCGGAGCGGGGCGGGGGCGCGCGGGGGGCGCCGGGAAGGCGGCGGCGCGCGGCCUCUCGGGAGCGCGGCGGGCGCGCGGCACGCGGGCGGCGCGCGGUCCCGCCGGGGGCUCGGCCGGGGCGCGCCGCGACACGUGCUCGGUGCCGGCGACAGCCAUGGCGCAGCUCACGGCGCAGCUCACGGCGCGGUUCCGCACCGAGAACCGCAGGUUCGCCGUGGAGGAUGUGCCCUUCUCGGUGCCCGCGACCUCCGAGACCACCGACCUCAGCCACCUCAUCAACAAGCUGCUGGCCGCAGCGCACGAGGAUCACAAGUAUGUGGAAUUUGACUUCCUUAUCAAUGGGCAGUUCUUGCGGUUGCCGCUGGUCACACACAUGGAAAUGGAAAACAUUUCCACAGAAGAAGUGGUGGAAAUAGAGUAUGUGGAGAAAUACAUGGCCCCUCAGCCAGAAGAAUGCAUCUUCCACGAUGACUGGAUCAGUUCUGUUCAAGCCACUGAAGAAUGGAUAUUAACUGGCUGCUAUGACCAGACUGCUCGGAUCUGGUCUGUGGAGGGAAAAUCCAUCACCACAAUAGCUGGGCACACAGAAGUAGUGAAGGAUGUGGCGUGGGUGAAGCAAGAUAGUUUAUCAUGCCUGUUACUCAGUGCUUCCAUGGACCAAACUGUCCUGCUCUGGGAGUGGAACGUGGAGAAAAACAAAGUGAAAGCCCUUCACUGCUGCAGGGGACACGCUGGCAGUGUUGAGUCCGUGGCUGUUGAUUGCACAAGAACCAAAUUCUGCAGUGGAUCCUGGGAUAAGAUGUUAAAGAUCUGGUCUGCAGUACCUACAGAUGAAGAGGAUGAAAUGGAAGAAGCAACUAACAGACCACGGAAAAAGCAGAAAACAGAACAGCUUGGACUAACAAGGACUCCCCUGGCAACCCUGUCUGGCCACACAGAAGCCAUCUCCUCUGUGCUGUGGACAGAUGCUGAAGAAAUUUGCAGCGCAUCAUGGGACCACACCAUUAAACUCUGGGAUGCUGAGACUGGAGAUCUCAAAUCCACUUUGACAGGAAACAAAGUGUUUAACUCUGUCUCCUACUCACCCCUGUGUCGCCGCCUUGCAUCAGGGAGCACCGACAGACAUAUCAGGCUGUGGGAUCCUCGCAGCGAAGAUGGCUCCUUGGUUCUCCUGUCUCUGACUUCUCACACAGGCUGGGUGACAUCUGUGAAGUGGUCACCUACCCACGAGCACCAGCUGAUCUCUGGUUCUCUGGACAACAUUGUGAAGCUUUGGGACACAAGGAGCUGCAAAGCUCCUCUGUAUGACUUGGCUGCUCAUGAAGACAAGGUUUUGUGCGUGGACUGGGCAGAAGCAGGGUUGUUACUGAGUGGAGGAGCAGACAACAAACUGUAUUGCUACAGAUACCCAGCUACAGCCUCUGAUGUUGGGGCAUGAAGGUCAACAGCCAGAAGACUUUUUUUU